UCUGUCCAUGAGGGGGGGGGAGGGGGUGGCGCGCGCGCCAUUUCUAGUCGUUUUCAAAGCGCCUCGCGCUGGUUCUCACGGGCCAGGCCGCCGGCCCCCCGCUCUGCCCUGCAGCAUAAUAAAAUGGCUAAUCAGGUGAAUGGUAAUGCGGUACAGUUAAAAGAAGAGGAAGAACCAAUGGAUACUUCCAGUGUAACUCACACAGAACACUACAAGACACUGAUAGAGGCAGGCCUCCCACAGAAGGUGGCAGAAAGACUUGAUGAAAUAUUUCAGACAGGGUUGGUAGCUUAUGUCGAUCUUGAUGAAAGAGCAAUUGAUGCUCUCAGGGAAUUUAAUGAAGAAGGAGCUCUGUCUGUACUACAGCAGUUCAAGGAAAGUGACUUAUCUCAUGUUCAGAACAAAAGUGCAUUUUUAUGUGGAGUUAUGAAGACCUACAGGCAGAGAGAGAAACAGGGCAGCAAGGUGCAGGAGUCCACAAAAGGGCCAGAUGAGGCAAAGAUCAAGGCCUUGCUUGAGAGGACUGGUUAUACUCUGGAUGUAACCACAGGACAGAGGAAGUAUGGUGGUCCUCCACCAGACAAUGUGUACUCGGGUGUGCAACCUGGAAUUGGAACAGAGGUCUUUGUAGGUAAGAUCCCAAGAGACUUAUAUGAGGAUGAGUUGGUACCCCUUUUUGAAAAGGCUGGUCCUAUCUGGGAUCUGCGCCUCAUGAUGGAUCCGCUCUCUGGUCAAAAUAGAGGAUAUGCAUUUAUUACCUUCUGUGGAAAGGAAGCAGCCCAGGAAGCAGUUAAACUGUGUGACAGCUAUGAGAUUCGCCCUGGUAAACACUUGGGAGUGUGCAUUUCUGUGGCAAACAACAGACUUUUUGUUGGAUCCAUUCCAAAGAAUAAGACAAAAGAAAACAUUCUGGAAGAGUUCAGUAAAGUCACAGGUUUAACAGAGGGUUUGGUGGACGUUAUUCUCUAUCAUCAACCCGAUGACAAAAAGAAGAAUCGGGGGUUCUGCUUCCUUGAAUAUGAGGAUCACAAGUCAGCAGCACAAGCCAGACGCCGGCUGAUGAGUGGAAAAGUAAAAGUGUGGGGAAAUGUAGUUACAGUUGAAUGGGCUGACCCUGUGGAGGAACCAGAUCCGGAAGUCAUGGCGAAGGUGAAAGUUUUAUUUGUGAGAAACUUGGCUACUACGGUGACAGAAGAAAUAUUAGAAAAGUCAUUUUCUGAAUUUGGAAAACUGGAGAGGGUGAAAAAGUUGAAAGAUUAUGCCUUCGUUCAUUUUGAAGACAGAGGAGCUGCUGUUAAGGCUAUGGAUGAAAUGAAUGGAAAAGAAAUAGAAGGGGAAGAAAUUGAAAUUGUCUUAGCUAAGCCACCAGACAAGAAAAGGAAAGAGCGUCAAGCUGCUAGACAGGCCUCCAGAAGCACUGCGUAUGAAGAUUAUUAUUAUCACCCUCCUCCCCGAAUGCCACCUCCAAUGAGAGGUCGAGGUCGUGGUGGAGGGAGAGGUGGAUAUGGCUACCCUCCAGAUUAUUAUGGCUAUGAAGACUACUAUGAUGAUUACUAUGGUUAUGAUUAUCACGAUUAUCGUGGAGGCUAUGAAGAUCCCUACUACGGCUAUGAUGAUGGCUAUGCAGUAAGAGGAAGAGGAGGAAGGGGAGGGCGAGGUGCUCCACCACCACCAAGGGGGCGGGGAGCACCACCUCCAAGAGGUAGAGCUGGCUAUUCACAGAGGGGGGCACCUUUGGGACCACCAAGAGGUUCAAGGGGUGGCAGAGGGGGUCCUGCACAGCAGCAGAGAGGCCGUGGUUCUCGUGGAGCUCGGGGCAAUCGAGGGGGCAAUGUAGGAGGCAAGAGAAAGGCAGAUGGGUACAACCAGCCUGAUUCCAAACGUCGUCAGACCAACAACCAACAGAACUGGGGUUCCCAACCCAUCGCUCAGCAGCCGCUUCAACAAGGUGGUGACUAUUCUGGUAACUAUGGUUACAAUAAUGACAACCAAGAAUUUUAUCAGGAUACUUAUGGGCAACAGUGGAAAUAGACAAGUGAGGGUUUGAAAAACGAUACUGGCAAGAUAUGAUUGGCUCUAGAUCUACAUUCUUCAAAACAAAAUUGGCUUAACUGUUUCAUCUUUAAGUAGCAGUUUGCUGCCAUUUGUAUUCAGCUGAAGAAAUCACUAUGUGUAUAUACUCAAGUCUUUUUAUUUUUCUUCUUUUCUAAAUGCUCUUGGACAUUAUUGGGCUUGCAGAGUUCCCUUAUUCUGGGGUUACAAUGCUUUUAUCGUUCCAGGCUUCAUUUAAGCUUCAAAACAGACUGUUAAAUCAUGAUUUUGCAGAACCUUUGGUUUGGACAGUUCUGUUUUUUUGGAUUUGGAAUAGAUUACAUAGGAGUAUGAAGUAUGCUGUAAAUAAAAAAAGUACAAGCUAGUGCUCUGUCUUAGUAGUUUUAAGAAAUUAAAGCAAACAGAUUUAAGUUUCCUUGUAUUGAAAAUAACCUAUGACUGUAUGUUUUGCAUUCCUAGAAGCAGGUUAACUGUGUUUUUAAAUUGUUAUAACUUCACACCUUUUUGAAAUCUGCCCUACAAAAUUUGUUUGGCUUAAACGUCAAAGCCGUGACAAUUUGUUCUUUGAUGUGAUUGUAUUUCCAAUUUCUUGUUCAUGUAAGAUUUCAAUAAAACUCAAAAAUCUAUUCAAAACAUUACCUAUUUCAAAUUCAAUUGUGUCCUAAAACAUUAUUUUAUUCGUAAUCCUUGAAGGAAUACUGUUUUCAAAGUAGAACUGCCUAUGUGAGUGAUCAAAUUCAUGAAAAAUUUCUUGUCUAUUCCAUCAUGUAUUGUGGAUACCAGAUUUGAGGAUUAUUCUAAAUUCACAUAUUCCAAAUAGCAUUUCAUUGAUUGGUGUUCUCUCAUGAUCUCUUCUAAUUUUGAAAUUUUAUCCUUAAAACAAAAACAGACUCAAAGGUUUUGAACAGGUAUUGGAUAAUUUUCAUUAAAGCAAAAUGGAGCUGGGGAAGCAGAAUACAAUUUAUUUUGACCCACAUUCUUUCAAAUCAAGGAUAAUUUAUGACUGAAAACUUUAUUUGCUGGAUAAGUAAAUACAAAUACAGACAAAAUUUAGUAUUGUGGUGUCAUUUGCACUGUGAACUAAACUUCAGUUUUAGUGUUUAUGGUCAGCACCCCUGUAUCAGUUACUGGACCAUCAUUCCUAUUGCUGAGUACACUUGCUUUGGGAAGCAGUCAUGCCUUAGAAGAGGUUUUUAAAUAUCAAGUAGUUAUGUCUCUGGCUUUCUGCUGAAUCCUCUUUAUUUUUAAAUUUUUCCUAUGUCUACUGGCUAAAUUUUUGUUGGCCAAGUAAUAACAUCUAUUUCCUUGUUUCUUUUAGAAAUUCUAAUUUAUUCUAAUGACUUUUUGCUGAAUGAAAAGAGCAGAAGAAUGUAAAUUUUCAGUUAAGUUUUUUUUUUCCUUUUAGUGCUGGGAAUUGAAUCCAGGGCCCAGUACACAUGCCACCAUUGAGCUGUAUCUCUAACCCCUCUAAAAUGUUUUAAAUUAUAAGACAUAAGCCACUGGGGAAUUAAAAUGGACUCCCUUGUUUUAUGCUUUGUUCCUGUUUGGUGUCUUUUGUGGUCACAAUUUUAGAUUUUGGAAUCAUAAGCCAUUUAAUUCCUGUCGGCACAGUCAAUCAUAUUUUCAGUUUUGUGACUUCAUUUUGAAUUUUAAAAAUUAACAUUUGCUGAUGAAAGCCAAAUACCACAUUUUUUUUUCAAAGUUUAUUAACAUAGCAUAAUAAUUUAACAGGCUUUAUUAGUAGUCCUAUUUUGUAGAAGUUGAUAAAGGAAUUAUGUGGCCUGUUGUUAUAAAUUAAGAUGGGUGUUACUUGGUAAGGUUUAGAGUCCAGUUUUAAAUUUUUCUUAUGGCCAUGUAUACAAAUAGAGCAGAUAUUCUUUAAACACUGCUUUUAAACUUUGAAAAUAUAAUUUGAAACCUUGAGUGUAAAUUAGACUUAAAUCACUAAUUUUUUCUUGGAAAGAACAAAAUGUACAAGUUAAAUUUUCAUUGCUAAUGUUUUUUUAAAAUACAUGUUAUGGGCUAACAAGAUGGCCCAGCAAAAUGCUGUCAGACCUGACUCUGUGAGUGUGACCUCAGAGCCCACAGUUGUCCUCUGACUUCCAUAAGUGUGCUGUGACACACAUGCUUCGCACACAGUUAAUUUUGAUUUAAAAAAAUGUUUAAUUAAAUGUUUGUCAUAAAGUUAGGAGAGGAAAUAGAAGUGCUUCUGAAAAAGCAGUUCAUUAUGCUUCUAUCAGUGACCCUAAAAUACAAACUAAGCAAAAACAGUAAAAACUCAAGUUCCAUUUCAAAAUCCUUUUAUUGUACAUUCUAUUUCAGAUUUUAAGUGGGCACUUCCUUUUAUGUCCCUCUCACUAAUUAAAGAUAUAUCUAGAGAUAUUUCCUUUAAUCCUUGUUUUAAAAGUUUCUAUUGUUAAAAAUCGGUAACCCUAUUAAAAGUUUUAUUUUAGAGCUUUUCCUAUUUGAUAUCAUUUGAGUUAUGGCUUGAAUGUUCACCCCCCCCCC
Molecule: messenger RNA, 4560 nt
Organism: Peromyscus leucopus (white-footed mouse)
Lineage: Eukaryota; Metazoa; Chordata; Mammalia; Rodentia; Cricetidae
Gene: Hnrnpr
Product: heterogeneous nuclear ribonucleoprotein R
Exons: 11
Coding region: 124-2031 (635 amino acids)
Cellular component (GO): nucleus; ribonucleoprotein complex
Molecular function (GO): mRNA binding
Source: RefSeq, a predicted model, not a curated record